AUGAGACCUCUGCCUCAGAUUACCAUGAAUGACAAGGAUGAGGCUCGCUUCCUUCACCAUUACAUUCUUCAUGUUUCGUCACUCAUGGUACCUGUUGAUGCUGCCGGCAACCCUUGGAAGUCAACUUACCUGGCAAUCGGGUCCCGGAAGGCGACUGCAGGGGCACGCGCAUUAUAUUUUGCAACACUUGCUCAGGGUGCCCUUCACCUUGCUCAUCUGAAAGGUACUCGAAACUGUGCGGGCGAGAAAGCCCAUGCUGUGAAAUAUAUUGGAGUGGCGAUCAAAGAGCUCCGCAAUAGUUUGAGCUCACAAACUGAUGACUAUACCAGCGUCUUAGCCGCGGUAUUAUCACUCAUCGCUGUUCAGCAUGUCUUUCAAAACAAUUCACAUGGCUGGCGUGAGCAUUAUCGAGGCGCCAUUGGAUUUGUAUCACAAUAUCUGCCUGAUAGACCAUGGUCGUUGUCAUGGGAUUCUUGGAUAGUGACGCAAAGUUUUGUGCUCGGUAUCAUUUUCGCUGAGACUGCAAACAACUCUGGCGCUGUGUUUGAAACGCCUGUCUCCCCAGUGCACAAUUUACUCACCGAGAUGAUGACCGAACCACGACUUGGGUGCACAGUUGGUGGAAACGCCCGUCAUCUGGAAGCAAUUCACCAAAUUCGCUUGUUGGAGGUACAAAUCGCACGCAGCGGCAGGACUGAAUCGCAGGACAUGAGCCCGGCAACACUCGAACAAGUCUAUCAAAUAAUACAACAGCUUGAAAACUUCCAAGAUGAUCAAUUGGAGGCAGAGCAAUCAUCGAAUGAAGAGCUCGAGUUUGAUAUGCCAUCACCAACACAGACUCUCGUCAAACUUCAUUCACAAAUCUUUGACGGGGCUGUAAUGAUUCACCUGUGCCGAGUCGUUCUCCAACGUCCUCCAUCAGCAGUGGCCAGUUACGUGCAUCAAGUGCUUACAAAUGUUGGAAAGUUCAUGGACGCAGGUGGAGGUGAAGUCUCAGCUUGGCCAGUGUUUAUCGCAGCCGCGGAAGCCUUUACGAGUGAAGAUCAGCAUUUGGCAUCUCGCUACUUUUGUCAAAGUGAAAUGGUAUUUGCUGGUAAUCGAACGGACAUGCAUUCGGUGGUUCGCCAAGUUUGGGCGGAUCGCGAGACUCUUGGAAUAGAGCAGGAUUGUAACGCUGGAGAUGUCGGACUCGACUGGCGAGAUGUUAUGAGGCGAAUGGACAUAGAUAUACUGCUAUUAUGA
Messenger RNA from Exophiala bonariae, 1242 nucleotides. RefSeq lists its product as uncharacterized. Gene Ontology annotation, biological process: positive regulation of transcription by RNA polymerase II. NCBI's taxonomy places the organism in Eukaryota, Fungi, Ascomycota, Eurotiomycetes, Chaetothyriales, Herpotrichiellaceae. Gene Ontology annotation, cellular component: nucleus. The transcript has a single exon. Gene Ontology annotation, molecular function: transcription cis-regulatory region binding; DNA-binding transcription factor activity. Bases 1 to 1242 code for a protein of 413 amino acids. The record is from RefSeq and is a predicted model, not a curated record.